CCGGGGUCACGUGGGGCGGCGGCGCGAGCGGCGCGCGGGAGCGGAGGAGCCGGCGGCCGAUGAGAGCGGCGUGGGCUGCGCUGUCGCUGCUGCUGCUGCCGGGGCUGGGCCGGCGAGCGACGCCCGCGGCCACCGCGGCCACCGGCAUGGCCAGCGCCGAGGGGGACAGGGGGGACAGGGGGGACAGCACCGGGGACACCGCGGAGAUCUCGGCUGCCUUCGUCACCUGCCCCAACCUCAGCGUGGCCACUGAGCUGGCCAGGGCUCUGGUCCAGCAGCGUUUGGCCGCCUGCGUCAACAUCAUACCCGGGGUGACCUCGGUGUACACGUGGCAGGGGAAGCUGGAGGAGGACAGCGAGGUCCUGCUGAUGAUCAAGACCCGCAGCUCCCGGGUGCCGGCGCUGAGCGACUUCGUCCGGAGCCGCCACCCGUACGAGGUGCCCGAGGUGGUGGCGCUGCCGGUGGCGCAGGGGAACCCCCCGUACCUGCGCUGGGUGCGCGACAGCGUGCCCCCCUGAGAGCCCCCCCGCCCCCCAAAUCCCCACAGCACCCCAAAAAUCCCCCCCAAAAUCCACCCCAAAAAUCC
Molecule: messenger RNA, 586 nt
Organism: Taeniopygia guttata (zebra finch)
Lineage: Eukaryota; Metazoa; Chordata; Aves; Passeriformes; Estrildidae
Product: divalent-cation tolerance protein CutA
Biological process (GO): response to metal ion
Molecular function (GO): copper ion binding
Source: RefSeq, a predicted model, not a curated record